AUGGCGGACAUAAAAGCCCAAGUCGACAGCUCCGGCACGAGCAUGGAAGAAAAGCCCGUAGGCAAAACCGUCGAGGAUGUUGACGACAUUGACACCCAAUCCGUCGAGGGCGCAGGCUGGGAUGAGUCGACGACCAAGAAGCUCAUUCGCAAGAUUGACUACCGGCUCAUCCCCUUCCUUGCGCUCCUCUACCUGCUCUCCUUCCUCGACAGAACCAACAUUGGCAAUGCCAGACUCGACACCCUGGAGGCAGACCUUGGCAUGCCCAAGACCAGCCUCCAGUACAACAAUGCGCUCGGAAUCUUCUUUCCCUUUUAUGUCGCCGCAGAGGUGCCCAGCAACAUGGCCAUGAAGAGGUUCCGCCCGAGCAUUUGGAUCCCCAUCAUCAUGAUCGCCUGGGGCAUCUGCACCACACUCAUGGGAAUCGUUCACAACUACCCCGGGCUGAUGGCUGCGAGAGCGGCAUUGGGUCUUGCUGAGGGCGGUCUGUUCCCUGGAAUCACGUACUACAUCACGAUGUGGUAUGCGCGCCACGAGUGUGGUCUUCGGAUGGCCAUCUUCUUCUCCGCUGCGACAGCAGCCGGUGCUUUUGGCGGUCUGCUUGCGCGCGGUAUCAUGGAGAUGCGAGGAGUCGCAGGUUUGUCUGGCUGGCAAUGGAUCUUCAUCCUUGAGGGCAUACUGACCUUCUUCGUCGCUGUUUCGGCCUUCAAGUUCAUGUAUGACUACCCAUCAACCGCACCCUUCCUCUCCGCACCGGAGCGCAAGGAGGUCACAGCGCGGCUCAAGCGCGACCGAUCCUCCCUCGCGGACGAGUUCGACAUGAAGUACUUCUGGGCCGCCCUCAAGGACUGGAAGAUUUGGGUGCACAUGUUCAUCACGAUUGGAGUGUACACACCGCUGUACUCAUACGCCCUGUUCCUGCCGACCAUCGUCGCCGACCUGGGCUACCGAAACACCACGGCGCAGCUUCUGACCGUGCCUCCUUACUUCGUGGCUUGCUUCUUCUGCAUCGGCGCGGGCUACCUCGCGGACAGGAUGAAGACACGAGGGAUCUUCAUGAUCGGCUUCAUGAUCAUCGCCAUGAUCGGCCUCAUCAUGCUCCUCGCCUCCAACAGCAGCGGCGUCAAGUACACGGGGUGCUUCUUCCUCGCGACGGGCAUCUACCCCAACGUGCCGCAGGGUGUCGCCUGGAACGGCAACAACAUCGGCGGGUCCCUGAAGCGCGGCGUGGGGAUCGCCAUGCACGUCGGCUUCGGCAACCUCGGCGGCCUCAUCGCCGCCUACAUCUACCUCGCCAAGGACAGGCCCACAUACCGCCCGGGCCACGCCACCCUGCUCGCCUUCCAGGCCAUGGCCACCACCCUGAGCAUCUUCAUGACGCUCUACCUCCGCAGGGAGAACGCGCGGCGCGAUAGGGCGCACAAGCCGCCGGGCGAGUACACCGAGGCGGAGAGGCAUGCGGAGAGGGAGCUGGGGGAUAAUGCGACGUUCUUCAGGUAUACGGUUUAG
Messenger RNA from Diaporthe citri, 1509 nucleotides. RefSeq lists its product as uncharacterized. The record is from RefSeq and is a predicted model, not a curated record. Gene Ontology annotation, cellular component: membrane. The transcript has 4 exons. NCBI's taxonomy places the organism in Eukaryota, Fungi, Ascomycota, Sordariomycetes, Diaporthales, Diaporthaceae. The coding region runs from base 1 to 1509 and encodes 502 amino acids. Gene Ontology annotation, molecular function: transmembrane transporter activity. Gene Ontology annotation, biological process: transmembrane transport.